CCGGUGGUAAAUCGAUGAACGAUGUAAACAAAAACCAAACACAACGUGCGCGAUGGACAUAAAAACGUUCAAAUUGCUUCAUCCGGUAAAGUACUACAAGGAUUACCUGGAAAACAACAUACGGCCGGAUGGGCGCGAGCUGGAGGAACUGCGUCCCACCGCGAUUAGCUUCGCGGUGAUUCAAAGUGCAGACGGGUCGGCGAUCGCGAAAAUCGGCAACACCACGGUUUUGUGCGGUAUCAAGGCCGAGCUGGCAGCACCAAAGGCAGUCGAGCCGAAUCAGGGAUAUCUGAUACCGAACGUGGAAAUAUCGCCAGUUUCGUCGCCCUCCUAUCGACCGGGGCCACCGAGCGAGGAGGCCCAAGUUUACAGUCAAUCCUUGGCGGAUGUCUUCUCGAAAGCGCGCUGCAUAGAUCUUGCCCAGCUCUGCAUUGAACCGGGCAAGCUGGUAUGGGUCCUUUACUGCGAUCUAGUGUGCCUGGACCAUGACGGCUGUGUUUUCGAUGCUGCUGUAGCCGCGCUCGUAGCUGCACUGCAUACCGUAAAACUAUCAAAAAUCGUGUACAACAGCGACACUGGGGAAACCGAAGUAGAUCGCUCGUCGCUAUCCGCUUUGACUGUCCGGUGCGUCCCCGUGACUACCUCGUUCGUAGUGAUAGCCAACCGCACCAUUGUCGAUCCAACGGCUGAAGAGGAGAAACUGGCCGGCACUAUACUUACCAUUACCAUAAGCGAUGGCAAGUUGAGCUUCGUCACGCAGUCCGGUGGUCAGCCGAUGGAUCAUGCGGUGCUUAAAAAAUGCACCGAUAAUGCCACUCAACGGGAACGCUCCGUCAAGAAGAUGAUCGCGAAAAUGCAGCAAAAACGGACGGCAUGAGCCAAUAAAGGUGCUACUUAUGGACGGAUA
Molecule: messenger RNA, 907 nt
Organism: Anopheles aquasalis
Lineage: Eukaryota; Metazoa; Arthropoda; Insecta; Diptera; Culicidae
Product: exosome complex component RRP43-like
Biological process (GO): exonucleolytic trimming to generate mature 3'-end of 5.8S rRNA from tricistronic rRNA transcript (SSU-rRNA, 5.8S rRNA, LSU-rRNA); rRNA catabolic process; U4 snRNA 3'-end processing
Cellular component (GO): cytoplasmic exosome (RNase complex); nuclear exosome (RNase complex)
Molecular function (GO): mRNA 3'-UTR AU-rich region binding
Source: RefSeq, a predicted model, not a curated record